GAUGAGAACGCUUCAGAUAGACAGUACCUGUGCGCGGUGCUGGUUGUGGUUAAGUUAAUGUGUGGCGCUAAGAAAUAGUAGCAGGGCUUAAAUAAACGCAGCGUUAAAGGCGGUGCGCGCACGCGACUUAUUACAAAAACACACACAUACACGAACAUACUUGCUUUGUGUGAAAAUUCGUGUAUUUCCUUAAUUGUGCAUUUAAAUUAGAAAAAAAAGAAAUACUUUUCGGUCAACGAUUUGUGAUUAACGAAGAAACAAUUCAAGAUGACAUCGCAAUUACGUUACGUUUGCGCGGCCUUGACUUUCAUGGCUAUUGCCUCUCUGGUGCUCGCCUUCACCGACACAGACCCCGUUGAAUUUGAGGCGGCGCGACCAGCAGUUCAACAAGCUGCUAGCAGUUACAAUUAUUUCCGUCUACCGAGAUCCGUUAAACCGCAAAAAUAUACGCUACAUGUGAUCACACAUCUAGAGAAUCCGGAAAACUUGACAUUUGUCGGUGAGGUCGCCAUGCAUUUGAUUGCACUGGAGGACACAAGCAACAUUACGCUGCACGCACUCAAUCUUACCAUAAAUAGUAAUGAGAUUAUUCUACGCAAUCUCAUUGCCAAGGAGAGCGAACAGAAGAAUUGCGUGCGCUCCACGGAGGUGAACAGCUACCACGAUUACUAUGUAAUGCAUUUGUGCGAACCGCUGCGCCAGGGUGAGGAGUACAUUCUCACCAUACCGUUCUCAAGUAUUUUGAAUUUGAACUUGCGUGGCUACUAUCGCAGUUCUUAUGUGGAUCGGGCGAGCAAUCAAACAAAAUGGCUUGCCGUUACACAAUUCGAACCGGCAUCGGCGCGUCUGGCAUUCCCUUGUUUUGAUGAGCCCGAUUACAAAGCGAAAUUCGUUGUUAUACUCGGACAUCACAAUAAGUACACGGCUUUGAGCAACAUGCCGCUUAAGGAGACACGUCCCAUGGCGGAUAAAAAAGAUUGGGUUUGGAGCGAAUUCGAAGAGUCUGUGCCCAUGUCGACAUACCUGGUCGCCUAUACUGUCAACGACUUCGCCUAUGUCAACUCUCAAACCAGUCUGAAGAAUAAGGUACAAUUCCGGACAUGGGCACGUCCCGACGCCAUCGCUCAGUGUAACUAUGCUGCUGAUGUGGGACCGAAGGUGUUACAGUACUACGAAGAUAUAUUCAAUAUAAAAUUUCCGCUGGAUAAAAUCGAUGAGAUUGCUAUACCUGAUUUUAGCGCCGGCGCCAUGGAGAACUGGGGUCUUGUCACAUAUCGCGAAACUGCAUUACUCUAUGCGGAAAAUGUAUCUUCUUUGGAAAAUAAACAACGAGUCGCUUCAGUCAUUGCACAUGAAUUGGCCCAUCAAUGGUUUGGCAAUUUGGUUACCAUGAAAUGGUGGCAAGAUCUGUGGUUGAAUGAAGGUUUCGCCACUUAUGUAGCUAGUUUGGGUGUUGAACACAUUAAUCCGGAAUGGCGUGGUUUGGAAAAGGAGUCAGUCGAUAAUACCUUGGCUAUAUUCAAGCUUGACGCACUCAAGAGCAGUCAUCCAAUUUCUCAAGAGAUCACACAUACCAACAAAAUAUCUGAAAUCUUUGACUCAAUCUCGUACAAGAAGGGUUCCACCGUUCUGCGCAUGAUGCAUCACUUCCUCGGCGAUGACGCAUUCCGUGCCGGUCUACAUUAUUAUCUCAAGAAACACGCUUACGCCAAUGCGGAACAAGAUGAUCUUUGGUUUGCACUCACCGAUGCAGCACACAAAUUCCGCACUCUUCCCAAAGCUUACGACAUCAAGACCAUUAUGGAUUCGUGGACUUUGCAAACCGGUUAUCCAAUUAUUACUAUCACACGCGAUUACGAUCGUAAGUUGGCCAAAGUCACACAGGUACGUUAUCUACUCGACACGUCCGCUUCGCGUGAUGCCGAGCGUAGUUGCUGGUGGGUGCCUUUAAGUUUUACUACACAAACCGAGAUUGACUUUGCUGCCACUACCCCGAAAAAUUGGUUGCAAUGCAAUGAAAUGAACGAGCCGAUAACUCAAACCCUUAGGGAUAUGCCUGAGGCGAAUGAGUGGAUCAUUUUCAAUGUGCAAAUGUCCGGAUUAUAUAAAGUGAAAUAUGACGAACGCAAUUGGAAUAUGUUGAUUGACACUUUGACCAGCGAUGAUUAUCGGAAGGUGCAUGUAAUUAACCGCGCGCACCUCAUCGACGACGCUUUGACAUUGGCUUGGACCGGUGAUCAGGAUUACGACAUCGCAAUGCGACUGAUUGAGUAUUUGGUACGCGAACGUGAGUACAUACCAUGGAAAGCAGCCUUGGAUAAUCUGCGUGACGUGAACAGAAUUUUGCGUCAGACUCCAGAGUACGAGUACUUCAAGAAAUAUAUGCGCAAGAUACUUUCUCCCAUUUACCUCUACCUCGGUGGUUUAAACGUGACUGAUGAAAUGAAUAUCGCACCACAUACCAUACUCCACAAAGAACUCAUUGCUAGUUGGGCCUGUCGCUUCGAGGUCGAAGAUUGUAUACCAAGUGCACAACAAUACUUCAAGCAAUGGCGUGCCGUGGAGAAUCCCGACGAAUACAAUCCCGUACCGAAGGAUCUCCGUUCAGUCAUCUACUGUACAUCCAUACGUCAUGGCAACGAACAUGAUUGGCAAUUCCUCUGGGCGCGCUACAAGAACUCAAAUGUGGCCGCCGAAAAGCGUACCAUAAUCUCAGCUUUGGGCUGCUCACGUGAAAUUUGGAUUUUGCAACGUUACUUGGAAUGGGCAUUCGAUAGCGAAAAACAUAUACGCAGACAGGAUUCAACCUUCGCUUUUGGCGCUGUGGCUCAUGGAGAAGUUGGCUUCCACUUAGCGCGUGAUUAUCUAAUUACCAAUAUCGAUUUCUUGCAUAAGUACUUCGAACCAAAUGGCUCUGAACUGCGUCGUCUCCUUUCGCCCAUCGCCAGCCAAAUGAGCAGUCAGCGUGAGUACGAGAAGAUGCGUGUAUUCUGCGAAGAGAACAAACAACUUCUGCAAAAGAUCGAACAGGGUGUCCAACAGGCUUUGGAGACGAUCAAAAUCAAUGCGCAAUGGAAGGAACGCAACUACAAUGAAAUCUCCCGUCGUCUGCGUAGUCGUCUAGUGACGGAUGAAUUUUAAAGGGCGCAAUUCGCGAGUUCGUCUUAAAACGUAGUAAUAAAUAUUAUGUAUUAGUUUGUGCUCCCCCGGGAAACUUUUAUGGCAUUAUUAUUUUAUAUACAACAAUACAAUGGAUUCAUAUAUUUUAUUUAAGAAUAUCACCAGCUCAUGAUGUUUGCAGACAGCGUAAUGUAUUGGAAAAUAUUUAAGUGAAUAUAAUUUUAUAUAUUUCCAAAAAUAAAAAUCAAUAAAAAGUAAUGAAUUAACAAAAAUAUA
Messenger RNA from Zeugodacus cucurbitae (melon fly), 3396 nucleotides. RefSeq names its product aminopeptidase Ey. Gene Ontology annotation, molecular function: metalloaminopeptidase activity; peptide binding; zinc ion binding. Gene Ontology annotation, cellular component: cytoplasm. The transcript has 6 exons. The record is from RefSeq and is a predicted model, not a curated record. Gene Ontology annotation, biological process: proteolysis; peptide catabolic process. Bases 268 to 3141 code for a protein of 957 amino acids. Lineage: Eukaryota; Metazoa; Arthropoda; Insecta; Diptera; Tephritidae.